GUAAAUUUCAAGUUGAUUAUAUCUUAUCAGAUCGCCGAUCGGGCGGGCGGGCUGUCAUCAACGAUCGUUGUCGCGUAUGCUAUGCAUCGGCGUGGGGACUGUGGCUGUGGCUCAUUGACCUUGGCGGAUGUCAGCAGCAGCACAUACACACUCGCUUGCAUAGCCGAAGGUCCCCCUCCGUCACCGACGAAGCCCAACCAGCCCAGCGACUGACUCCGAGAUGACAACAGCACCGCCAAAAUAUCAUGAGCCUGUCCAGGGGACAAUCUUCCAUGGCGACGGUCGUGAAGAAGCUCUACAAAAACACCUCCUCCAGCUGCCCGCGUUGCAAUCAGAUGCAACAAAACACCUCUCUCUGUUCGACCGCUCUCAGCGAGUCCUCGAUGCCAUUCACGAGUUUGGAAAGGGAGCGAACAGGUAUCUUAUGAGUGUCGGAGAUACAAAGGGGAAACAGGUGGAAGAGUUGAUUGCUAAGCGAAAGCCAAAGCUCAUCCUCGAGGUCGGAACCUAUGUUGGAUAUUCAGGCAUCUCAUUCUCAAGGCAACUUCUCGAAGCCCAUCCAGAUGCGACAUAUCCUGCCGAUUGGAGCUCUAGCGGCUCGUCGUCUAACCGUGCCGGAUACAUCUGUUUGGAGAAGAGCGAGGUGUACGCGAGCACUGCUCAAACCGCCUUUGAACUGGCAGGCGUGGUCAAGGCCAUCAAGGUUCUUGUGGGCGGCUCCAGUUCCAGCAUCAAGUCUUUGAGAGACGCGCUCGGCCUGUCAAAAGGUCAGGCGUUGGACAUGAUCUUCCUGGAUCACGUCAAGUUCCUCUACUCGACAGACAUCAAGCUCUUAGAGUCCGAAGGCUUGAUCGACAUUGGCACCGUCAUCGUCGCCGACAACGUGGUCAAACCAGGAAAUCCAGCGUACCUUUCCUGGGUCAGAGCAACGCCCGCUCAAAAGAAGGCUUCGCUCAACAAACCAGCGUUGACGGAACAGCCAGAAACGACACCUAAUCCUCCUUCUUCCGAAUGGUCAACAGCCUUCAGAGACGGGCCGCUGGACGAGACGAGAUGGGCUUUCCCAGAAGCAGAGGGGUACUCAGCCCCUGGAGAUCCGAGCCUAGUAUACAAGAGCUCCAUGCUCGGCGGAUGGGAUCCUUACACUCAGGAAGAGGAUGCGUGCGAAGUAUCUGAAUGCGUCGGACGCGAGUAGGUGUCACCUCUAUGACCAUCAU
Kockovaella imperatae is the source of this 1217-nucleotide messenger RNA. RefSeq lists its product as hypothetical. Lineage: Eukaryota; Fungi; Basidiomycota; Tremellomycetes; Tremellales; Cuniculitremaceae. Gene Ontology annotation, molecular function: O-methyltransferase activity. The record is from RefSeq and is a predicted model, not a curated record. The coding region runs from base 221 to 1195 and encodes 324 amino acids. The transcript is spliced from 8 exons.